GUGGCCACGCCCAGGGGCGGGGCCGGGGCGGGCGGGACGGCGCCGUCCGAGCGCGGGGCCGGGACGGAGCCGCGGCCGUGGCGGGAGCGGGGACAGCGGGGACAGCGGGGACAGCGGGGACAGCGGGGACAGCGGGGACAACGGGGACAACGGGGACAGCGGGAACAGCGGGGACAGCGGGAACAGCGGGGACAGCGGGGACAGCGGGGACAGCGCCAUGGCCGAGCAAUGCGACGUGGUGGUGAUCGGGGGCGGCAUCUCAGGUUUGUCAGCUGCCAAAUUGCUGUCUGAGGCUGGGGUCAGCGUGGUGGUCCUCGAGGCCCGGGACAGAGUUGGGGGAAGGACAUUCACCAUCAGAAAUGACAAAGUGAAUUAUGUAGAUGUUGGUGGAUCAUAUGUGGGACCGACCCAAAACCGGAUUCUCCGACUGGCAAAGGAGCUGGGGGUGGAGACCUAUAAAGUUUAUGUUGAGGGCCACAUGUUCCAUCAUAAAGGGGGAAAGUCACGAAAUUUCACAGGAAUUUGCCCUUCAACAUGGAAUCCCUUGGUUUAUCUGGAUUACAAUAACUUCUGGAGAACCAUGGACAAGAUGGGAAAAGAGAUUCCUGUUGAUGCACCAUGGGAUGCUCCACAUGCUGAAGAAUGGGACAAAAUGACCAUGAAAGAGCUGAUAAAUAAGAUUUGCUGGACCAAAGCUGUCAGAGACUUCGCCACGGUCUUUGUGAACGUCAACGUCACGUCUGAGCCUCACGAGGUCUCUGCCCUCUGGUUCCUGUGGUAUGUGAGGCAGUGUGGGGGCACAUCCAGGAUUUUCUCUAUCACCAAUGGAGGCCAGGAGAGGAAGUUUAAAGGGGGUUCUGGUCAGAUAUCAGAGAAAAUAAUGGAACGCCUCAAAGGCAGAGUUAAACUGGAGAGACCUGUGAUCAGUAUCGAUCAGACAGGUGAUAAUGUCCUUGUGGAGACUCUAAACCAUGAGAUAUAUGAGGGCAAGUACGUGAUCAGUGCCAUCCCUCCAAUCCUGACAACAAAGAUUCAUUUCAAGCCAGAGCUGCCACCAAAGAGAAACCAGUUAAUUCAGCGUUUGCCUAUGGGGAGUGUCAUAAAAUGCAUGAUGUACUACAGGGAAGCCUUCUGGAGGAGGAAGGGUUACUGUGGUUCCUUCAUCAUUGAGGAUGAAGAGUCUCCAAUUGGAAUAACCAUAGACGACACAAAACCUGAUGGAACUUUCCCUGCCAUUAUGGGUUUCAUCCUUACCAGAAAGGCUGUCAAACUGGCCCAUCUCAGCAAGGAAGAGAGAAAAAAGAAGAUCUGUGAGGCUUAUGCCAAGGCACUGGGGAUGAAAGAGGCUUUACAACCCGUGCAUUAUGAAGAGAAGAACUGGACCAUGGAGCAAUAUUCAGGGGGCUGCUACACAGCCUACUUCCCACCAGGCAUAAUGCAUUCCUAUGGAAGGAUCAUUCGCCAGCCUGUUGACAGAAUCUACUUUGCUGGCACGGAGACAGCGACCCAGUGGAGCGGGUACAUGGAGGGGGCCGUGCAGGCGGGAGAGAGAGCAGCCAGAGAGGUACUGCACAGUAUGGGGAAGAUCUCCAAGAGUGAAAUUUGGAUGCCAGAGCCAGAGUCGAAGGAUGUCCCAGCCCGACCAUUCCCCACCACCUUCUGGGAGAGGAACCUGCCCUCGGCGCCAGGGCUGCUGUGCCUGCUGAGCAGCACCCUGUGCCUCACCUCGGUGGCUGCUGUGGUGCUCUUUGCCUGUAAAAAGGGACUUGUCGCUCGAAACUAGCGGGGACCACACCCCCUCUCCUCCCCUUUUACCAGAUGAGUGUUAUUUUGGAGAAAAGUGGCAUGGACAGCUGGAAAGAGCAAAAGUUAUUCUCCUUGUGAUUUUUCUUUUUAGUCCCAUAAUUAAUGCAUUGAAUCUACUGCGGCUGUGUUACCAGCUAAACAGAAAUAAAUCAGCUGUGGGGGUGUUUUUCAAAUUUGUCCAUUUGUUUUUGGUUGGACAUGAUCAUAUCAAUGAUAUAUUCCUAAUACAGGCAGGGCAAGACGCAAAUCUCACCUUUUCUGGGUUGCAAAGAGGUCUCGGAGAAUGCUUUUGUUUCCACUCGGUGUUUUAUUUUUCACCACACAAGAUGGUAAAUGCCCUCAUACAUUCACCUCAGUCAGCAGCUCAGAACAUCCGAGGUUAUUGCCAUACCAUCCCUGCUGCACAGAAGAGAUUAGCAUGCCAAUCAGUCAUAGAAUUGGCAAAUUAAUUUUCAAAUGCAUUUGAUUAAUUAUUAAUCAUCGCAAUGUGAAACUUAACCCUGAGCUGGAUGAAAGGAGGUAAUUAGCACAAGGCACAGCACUGAACAGGGAGAGAGGAGACAUGGCUGGACUUAAUUCCUCUCACUACCAAGGAAACAUCUGUGCACAUCUGCUCUGCAGGGUGCCUGCCCUCAGAGCAUCCAUCCAGCCCAGCCUUGUGCUGCCACAGCACAGUGAAAUGAAUUGGCAAAGUUAAAUUUCCCCAACUUGCAGCAGGUGCUGGCUGUUAUUUUCCAAAUGGCAGCAGCUUCCUGGCUCCCUGUCCAUUCACUGCCCCUCAUUCUGCUGCUAAUCCAUAGCUCCUUCAUCCAGUAAGGAGAAAUGUAUUUGAGGCUCGAAUUACUGCCUUGUAAAUUACAGUAAUUGGAUUCAUCUGUCUGUUCCGCUCUUAUUAUGUACAUGAUAUGCUUAAAAUAAUCAUUUUACUGUUUUACUGAAGUCUGGAAUGUAUGUUUCACAAUGUACCAUCAUUAUGUGGUCUUUUUGCCAUGAAUUUUGAGCGUUGUACGUGUCCAUGAACUCAACUGUUGUUCAACAUGGGUGAAAUGUGCCUUUCAAUAGUCCUGAAACCUUGAUCUUAUAAACUUUUCUUC
Messenger RNA from Prinia subflava (tawny-flanked prinia), 2900 nucleotides. Its product is annotated as amine oxidase [flavin-containing] A-like. Gene Ontology annotation, molecular function: primary methylamine oxidase activity; flavin adenine dinucleotide binding. Gene Ontology annotation, cellular component: mitochondrion. The record is from RefSeq and is a predicted model, not a curated record. The transcript is spliced from 15 exons. Bases 218 to 1783 code for a protein of 521 amino acids. NCBI's taxonomy places the organism in Eukaryota, Metazoa, Chordata, Aves, Passeriformes, Cisticolidae.